AUGGCUGCAGACGAUUUCUUUGAAGGAGCUGAAAAAUGUAUUGAAAUAUGGUUUGGACGUCAAGACGGAAAAGUAGAAAAUGGAGACUUAAGAAAAAUACCAAGAGAAACAUAUGAAGACCUCCUGAAAGCUGCUUGUUGUGAAGUAAUCAGUUAUACCAGUAACGAUGAAAUAGACGCUUACGUCCUGAGUGAAAGUAGCAUGUUUGUUGCUAAACGUCGAUUCAUAUUGAAGACUUGUGGUACUACAACACCAAUUGAAUACAUUAAACCAUUGUUAAUUUAUGUGUAUGAGUUCACCGGUUUUGAUGAAGUUGAAGAUGUAUUUUAUUCGCGAAAAAAUUUCGAGCAUCCUGAACUCCAAAAAGAUACAUACCGCAGUUUUCAAUUGGAAAUUCAAACUUUAGACAUCAUAUUUAAAGGAACUGGGAUGGCUAGGUGUAUGCGUUCAUCAAAAACAAAAGACUCUUGGUAUUUAUAUGCAUUGCAUCCAGUAGAAUGUUAUGGAAAAGAAAAGCAAACUCCUGAUCAAACUUUAGAACUAAUGAUGACACAAUUGGAUCCUAACGUAAUGCAAAUAUUUACAAAACAACAUUCAGCUAAUGCUAAUCAAGCCACUCAGGACUCUGGAAUAUCAAAAUUAUUGCCUAAUAUGAAAAUUGAUGAUUUCUUGUUUGAUCCCUGUGGUUAUUCAAUGAAUGGUAUUGAAAAAGAGGGACAUUAUAUGACUAUUCAUAUAACUCCUCAACAAGAAUUUUCUUAUGUUAGUUUUGAAACUAAUGUUCCUCAAAGCUCUUACAAGGAACUUGUUACUAAAGUGUUGAAAACAUUCCAACCAGAAAAAUGUGUGAUCACCAUGUUUACUAAUGAGAAAUCACCCAGUAAAUCUAAUCAUAAGGAAUUCAAAUAUCUAACUGAAUUGGGUGAAUGGCAACUAGACUCAAACAAGACAUGCUCACUGAAAAACCAUGACUUAACUGUAUCUUUUUACUCUAAAUACCCAAGCUGAAAUCAAACAGAAUGGGACACGCCUCAUGUCAAAACUAAAAUGCCUAUAUUGCCACAUUAUACAACCGUCCUAGUCGUUCUAGUCUGCAUAAAAACUCUAUCUGUUACCGAACCUAUUUAUCACUUUGCAUGGCGUCGUUUUAAAAUAGUGUAAAAUAUAUACUGUCACAUUCCGAGGCAAACCAGAAUCUUAACAUAGUUGUUUUAAUUUGUUCAUGUAAUUUUUUUCUAAAACUUUUCAUGGACUAUGUAUGUUCCUGUAAUGGAUACUAAAUACGCUUGGUUUAAUUGUGAUUAUGUGGCAAGCAUUUUGAUUUGAGGCAAAUAAUGAAUUGAUGCGCCACAACUAAAUUUCCAUUUAUUAAUAAUUGUUAUUACAUUUUUAUAUAUAUUUUUUCAAACAUUACAUUCU
Molecule: messenger RNA, 1419 nt
Organism: Sipha flava (yellow sugarcane aphid)
Lineage: Eukaryota; Metazoa; Arthropoda; Insecta; Hemiptera; Aphididae
Gene: SamDC
Product: S-adenosylmethionine decarboxylase proenzyme 2
Exons: 7
Coding region: 1-1008 (335 amino acids)
Biological process (GO): spermidine biosynthetic process; spermine biosynthetic process
Cellular component (GO): cytosol
Molecular function (GO): adenosylmethionine decarboxylase activity
Source: RefSeq, a predicted model, not a curated record